AUGUCAGAUAGACUUACGCAGCUACAGGUUUGUUUGAACCAGCUUAUAGAGCAAUUCAACUCGACCGUGAACUAUGUCAAUGUCCAUAGCGAGCCAGCACUUCUUGAUGAAGACCCAAUGUCGGUCACCAAUAUGGCCGUGAAUGCACCCAACCCGGGCCAGCAGGCGCCCCCACCGGGCCAGGCCCAGCAGCUGAACUCCCCAGGAGAAAGGCCACCGGAUUCCAACUCGGUGUCUAACCACGCGUCGGUUAGAGAAGAAGCAGAGGCCAAUUUUGAAAACACGAUAAAUGAAUUAUCCACUGAUAUAAUACUAAAGUCUCGACAAAUAAGUAUGUUGAUAGAUUCUCUUCCAGGGAUAGGAACUUCCCCGGAUACUCAAUUAGUGACAAUCAAUGAAUUGAUCAAAGAGCUCGAUGAAGUUGAACGGAAAAGAAUUGAAAAAAUUGAAGAAAAGGAUAAGCUCUUGGCCUGGUGUGAGACCUUGAUCAAGGAGGUUGCGUCGGGGAUAUCUGAAACUAGAAGCUAA
Messenger RNA from Hyphopichia burtonii NRRL Y-1933, 528 nucleotides. It is a transcript of the gene MED21, whose product is annotated as Med21p. Gene Ontology annotation, molecular function: transcription coregulator activity. Gene Ontology annotation, biological process: regulation of transcription by RNA polymerase II. The record is from RefSeq and is a predicted model, not a curated record. NCBI's taxonomy places the organism in Eukaryota, Fungi, Ascomycota, Pichiomycetes, Serinales, Debaryomycetaceae. Gene Ontology annotation, cellular component: mediator complex. The coding region runs from base 1 to 528 and encodes 175 amino acids. The transcript has a single exon.